Molecule: messenger RNA, 1031 nt
Organism: Drosophila bipectinata
Lineage: Eukaryota; Metazoa; Arthropoda; Insecta; Diptera; Drosophilidae
Source: RefSeq, a predicted model, not a curated record
UUCUUAAGGUUAGGAUCCGAUUGGGAGAUCCCUUGGUCGUAGCCUGUGACGCCUAUGCCAACCCAAAGCCUAUUUAUAGAUGGCAUACUAUACGGGAGAGUGAUAAUGAAACCCUUGAACAUAUGGUUGCCUCUGGGAGAGCAAAAACAAAGGACGGGACUCUGAUAAUAUUAGCCGUUUUAAAAAUUGAUAAGGGAGAUUUUUUUUGCACAGUGACCAAUUCAGAGGGAACGGAAAUUUUCAAACUAGAACUUUCUGUAACAUCACCUCUAAGUACAAUAAUAGAGCCCAGCAUACAAACUGUUAGUCUUGGCCACACUGCCGAUUUAAUAUGUAGAACGUUUGGAUUUCCGCAACAAAAUAUUGUUUGGUUGAAAGAUGGAAACAUAUUGCGAACUGGCUCUCGUGUACGACUUUUAUCAAAUGAACGUAUUCAUUUUUCCCCUAUAAUUAAAGAAGACAAAGGAAUGUAUCAAUGUGUUUUAAAAAAUGAUUGGGAGUACACUCAGAGCUCUGCUGAAUUCCGAUUAGGAGAAGUCUCACCCCAUUUCAAUUACAAGUUUAUUGAGCAAACUUUGCAGCCUGGCCAUUUCAUUUCAUUAAAAUGCAGCUGCAGUGGAAACCCAACUCCUAAUAUUAUUUGGUUUUUGGAUGGAUACACAUUACCAAAAUCCAGUUCCGCCGAGAUUUUAGCUGCUGUUGCAUCGCCUCCCGAGUCAGAUCUGUACACCUUGACAAUCAACGAACUGAAAUUUAAGUUUAGCCCCAGGCUAACGGCCUCUGUUAAAGCUACCGAUUUUUUAUUGAUUGACGAAGAGCGCUUGGUCGGUCGCUCCUUCUAUUUGCUCCACCUUCGCUACUCGCCAGUCCCUUGUGAAAAGGUGUGCAUCCAGCCAGAUGGUGAGUUUCUUGAUAGUGGCUGGGAUCCAGAUCCUCGCUCGGGGCCUACAGGGGACGUUACACCAGCUCAACGCAACAAAUUUGUCGCCCUCAUAGACUUCGCCAAGCUCUCCUACCGCAGUUUUCUAUAA